Messenger RNA from Fusarium musae, 1053 nucleotides. RefSeq lists its product as uncharacterized. The record is from RefSeq and is a predicted model, not a curated record. The transcript is spliced from 2 exons. Bases 1 to 1053 code for a protein of 350 amino acids. Lineage: Eukaryota; Fungi; Ascomycota; Sordariomycetes; Hypocreales; Nectriaceae.
AUGAGCGUUCCACUACAUACAAUUCCUCCCAAUGAGAGGACAAGCUACAUGAUCGACCAGCUCGAGGGAGAGCGCGUUAGCAUUCCUGGCAGCAAGGGUGUUUUCAGAAUCCUUGCUUCGUCGAAGCAGACUAAUGGCGGCAUGGCUGUGUUUACUAGUGGUGCCGUGUUAGCGGAUGCGCCUGGUUUUCACUGGCAUGAGGAAGCUCAUGAUGUCUUUCUUGUCACCAAAGGUUUCUUGAAGCUAUGGAGUGGAGAUAAGUGUCGAAUCAUGGGUCCUGGCGACUUUGCUUACAUCCCUCCUCAUGUUAUCCAUAACCCUCUCCUGCUCGGACCUCACACCGAGACUGUUGGUCUAGUAGCACCAGGUGACUGGGUUGACUUCUUCAGAUAUGUCGGCGAGACAUAUAAUGGCAUUCUUGUGCCGCAGACAGAUGAUCGCGACAUCAAGUCAAUGGUUAUGCAGAAGAUGAUGGCGGCCAAGGACAGAUUCGACGUUCACUUCAAGCGUGACUACCAGCCACCUGAGGUCAGCGAGUGGCUUGACUCUGAGAACCAGCUAGCUGGCCCUGGCGAAGCUUAUUUCCUACGGGCCAAUACUGGACCCAGAUGGCUUCUUGGAGGAGUCAUGUCAAGACCUUUCAUCUUGGCAUCUCAAUCUGGCGGCAAAUUCUCAAUGUCGAGUAUUGAGUCGUCUAAUGUCUAUGCGAAGUCACCUCUGAGCAAGUGGCUUACCUUUACUUCCAUUGAUCAUUGCUUCAUCGUUCAAGAAGGCCUUCUCAGAGUGAAGAUCAAGUCUGGUGACAACACUUGGAAUGAAGUCAGGGAGGGCCAGACAGUGGUCAUCGCUGCAGGAGAGACUUUCACAUUGGACUUUGGCAGUAAAUAUGUUCGUGUCUGGACGUUCGCCAACGGACGAGGAAUUGAGGAGCUGGUUCAGAAUGCUGGAUCUCCGGCUACUGGAUUCGUGCUGCCUGACGAGAUGGGAGACUGGGACGAGUCCAAGCUGCUGGACGUAUGUAAAGACCUUGGGGUGGAGGUUUCAGAACUAUAG